This is a messenger RNA of Carya illinoinensis, 2169 nucleotides long. RefSeq lists its product as uncharacterized. Lineage: Eukaryota; Viridiplantae; Streptophyta; Magnoliopsida; Fagales; Juglandaceae. The record is from RefSeq and is a predicted model, not a curated record. The transcript is spliced from 3 exons. Gene Ontology annotation, molecular function: protein binding. Bases 342 to 2117 code for a protein of 591 amino acids.
UUCCGUGAGAUUUUAAAGAGAGAGAGUCGGUGACUUUGUGUAUAAAAGGAACCAGGGACCCUCUAUUGCUGGAGUGAAUUGUAUCUUCUUCGUUUUGUGAUUUUCGCCGGAAACAUUCGCCGGGAAAACUCAUAGAAGUGUGCUCCGAUAUUCUUAGCUAAGAGUAAGGUUAAAGGAAGAAAGGCGAAGGCUUUUUCACGGAUCUGAUUACAGAAGUUGGAGAUUUCCGUUCAGAAAAAAAUUAAUCUUCUCUUUUUAUCACGAGUAUUUUUAUGGGGCUUGGAUUGCUUCGAGGUUUCUGAACUCUCUCGGCUUUUUCACUUUGUUUUACUUGCUCUAAAAUGGGAGUGGAGGUAGCUACGACCUGUUUGCAUUGGUCACAGUCGGUUCUUCCUCAUUCUCCUUCCUCAUCUCAAACCCUAGCCUCAGCAGUCUCAUCUUCGGCAGGACAACGAAACCGCCGUGGCGAUGGCAGAGCUCUCGUGUGUCGCCACGCGCAUAGACUGGAGCGAUCCGCUCUGUUUGGAACCGCCUCGACGACGUUUUACCGGUCCCGAUCUUGCGAGUAUCCGAAACCGAGAACCCGGACUCUGAAAAGAGCUUGCAGCGCCAGCUUAGACGCAUUUUCGGACGAAGAAUUCUCGAAGAAGAUUCAGGAAUUAGCACUCCAAUUCCAACUUUCGGGCGACGAUGAAGAUAAUAGUGCCGCCAUGGAUGAUACGGAAUCACAGAUGGUUUCCGAUUCCAGAGAUAUCCAGAGCGUGAAUUGUGCUGAUAGUUUUAACGGUUUCAACAGUAGCGUCAACUUUGUACAGAAUCAGAAUCAUAUAAUACACCCACCUUCGGAGUUCGAGCCUCCUUGGGCAGAAAUCCGGCGGGAGCCACCAGAUUGGGCUGAAAGAGACGAAAUUAACCCCGCGUGUAUGGAGCGAAAGGCGAACAGCGUGGAUCUUCCCCUUUCGCUUCGAAUGAUAAAGCGGAAGAUGCAAUGGCAGGAGGGGUUCAGAGAAGUUGGAGAGUCGGCUUAUUGUUCGGUAAAGAAGGCCUUCUCGUCGAUGGUGUUCAUAAUUAGAGAGCUCCAGAGCUACACGUUGCAGAUGAGAGAGUUUCUGUUCUACGAAGACCUACAGGGGAUUCUCGCUCGGGUUCAGAGAGAGAUGCACGCUUCGUUUGUGUGGCUAUUUCAGCAGGUCUUUUCUCAUACUCCCACUCUGAUGGUGUACGUGAUGAUUCUCCUCGCGAAUUUCUCAGUUUAUUCCAUGGGGCAUAACAACGCUGCGUUCGCAGCGUCGCCGCCACCGGGGUCGUUUUCAACGACGACCGAGAUGGCUUCGGUAGUUGAAAUCGAUCAGGACCAUACGUACCAGAGGUUUGAUUCUUCAGCAAUUAAGAAGUUCUCGGCGUCGUCUUCUUCUGGGAAGACGACUUCCAUCGGCGGAAACAAUGGCGGCGGGGGUAAGGUGCGGCCAGUGGGUAGUGGAACCGAUGGCGACGGACAGUUUGACGGUUCAAAGUACCGGACAAUUCUGCCCGACGGGACAACAACUUCCCAGUUUUCCUCGAAUGGGACAACCAGAGAAGUGGAGUCGGAGGCAAAGACCAGGGAACAAGAGGUGGCUCUAUGGAAUUCCAUAGUCGAAGAAGCUUCACAAAUGCAGGACGCAUUAAAAGACGACGCUCUCGAUAAAGAAACCAUGCAACGAUUCAUUUCACCGGUGACGGCCAAGAUCGAGGCGGACAACGACUACGCAGAGUACUUCAGAACAGAGCUGCUCUACCAAAUGGGCUUGUCCCGAGAUCCCAGCAACCCUCUUCUCCUCGCAAAUUUCGCUCAGUUCCUCUACCUCGUCGUCCACGAUUACGACAGAGCGGAGGAGUACUUUAAGAGGGCAAUAAGGGUGGAGCCGCCAGAUGCGGAAGCAUACAGCAAAUACGCGACCUUUUUAUGGAGAGUGAGGAACGAUUUGUGGGCUGCAGAGGAGACCUUCCUGGAGGCCAUCUCGGCCGAUCCCAACAACUCUUUCUAUGCUGCUAAUUAUGCUCAUUUUCUUUGGAACACUGGCGGAGAAGACACUUGUUUCCCCCUUGGCCCCUCAGACACCACCCAAGAAUGUUAAAAAUCUUUAAAAAAACUAUUAAAAAUAAUUUCCUGGAAAUUAAAAAAAAAAA